GAUAAUUUUUGGCCGCUUAACUUAAGGCGGCGUUGGCUUGGAAGUUUUUCUAGUGAGAUGUACGUACCCAACCGUGUUUCAUCUCUUCGAAGGGAUGUAAAACUCAGUAGGGCAUCUAACUUUUACACUCUAGGUAGUUUCAAUCCUGAAGAAUGGGAUAUUACCACCUUUAAAAACUAUCCUAUUUCUGGUUAUUUGCAAGUUAAAGGAAAAUUGAAGUGGUUUGCACUACAAGGUGAUCGUCUUUGUUGGUUUAAAGAAAAAGGAGACACCAAUCGUAAAGGUUUUUGGUUACUUUCAACUCUGCAAAGAAUACGAUAUUCUUUUGAAAUCGACUCAACGGAGGAAAACGUAGGAAUCGUCGUAAGCCUAGUAGACUCUAGCGGGAGAACUUCUGAAGUGUAUUUAGGGAUGCCGAGCAACGAAAUUGAUGACGCGCGACAUUGGUACGAUGUGCUAAGCUGGGCUUGUUUUGGCUUUUUGAAGAGCGAUACUGAGGAGGGAUCGGCCCCAAAAGAGAUCACCGCGCCUCGACCCUUUUCCGGAUGGCUUAAGAGAAAAACAGCCAACGGCUGGAAAAGUCGGCAUUUUCUCGCCCUUGCCCAUCAAGUGAAGUGGUACAAUACUGAGCAGACGAGCAGAGAAAAUCUCAUGGGCUUUUUGAGCAUGUUCUCGAUUACGGGUAUCUUCGACGGGCUGGUGAAGGGCAAGCUUCACCCGUGCUUGCUGGAAAUGGAAAUACAGAAGUCCAAGACGGACUGCGUGUUUUUUAUUGAACGCUCGUUCUCAAAAGAGCCGCUCUAUUUGCUCGCACCGUCUAAGCAAGUAAAACUGAUAUGGCUCGAUGUAUUGACGCGCCUGCACAAAUAUUUUUCGAGCCUUCCGGGCUCUUACGAGGAGCCGAUGUCGGACAUCGACAAUGACGAUGCCAAGGAGGUGUUGGCUGUGGAGAGAGCGAAGUUAGAAUCGCUGAUGAGCUUUGUGCCAAUGAUUGUUAUUAAGAGGUUCCUUGCAGACCCCACCGUGCUGGUCGAGCCAGAGUCCGAAAGGCUACCCAACAGCGCCGUUCUGUUUGCCGAUAUCAGCGGGUUCACCACGUUAGCGGAGCGUCUAGCCAAGAAAGGCGAAGCCGAAGGUGCGGAGAUUCUCUGCAAGCACCUCAACGCUUAUUUUGGUAAGCUCGUUGAAAUCAUUCACAAGAACGGCGGGGACGUCAUCAAAUAUGCUGGCGAUGCUCUCUUGGCCUUGUGGUACAACGGUCCGGCAUGGUUGACAGCCAUGUGUGCCACCCAGUGCGGCCUGGAUAUGCAAACGCACACUGCAAAGUACUCAGCGGACUCAGUUACGCUUACGUUGCACAUUGGAGUUGCGUCUGGCGCCGUCACAGGAAAGGCUUCUCUCCACUUAGUCUUCUACCUCUUGUGAUUGGCACGAACGGUUUCAGGCCUCCACUUGGGAGGGGUCC
Molecule: messenger RNA, 1465 nt
Organism: Zophobas morio
Lineage: Eukaryota; Metazoa; Arthropoda; Insecta; Coleoptera; Tenebrionidae
Exons: 15
Coding region: 58-1425 (455 amino acids)
Biological process (GO): cyclic nucleotide biosynthetic process; intracellular signal transduction
Source: RefSeq, a predicted model, not a curated record